Molecule: messenger RNA, 931 nt
Organism: Drosophila erecta
Lineage: Eukaryota; Metazoa; Arthropoda; Insecta; Diptera; Drosophilidae
Exons: 3
Coding region: 122-784 (220 amino acids)
Source: RefSeq, a predicted model, not a curated record
UUGACAUUCCAGUUGAUCAGUGCCAGCCGAUCGGUCGGUAGAAAGAAGUGCGUCGCGAGCCAAAAAAAGGAAAAUCGAACCCGCAGAAAGUGCCAGUGAAUAGACUGAUAAACGAACCAAAAUGAAAGCUUUCAUUAUCGCCGGAGUGUGCGUGUUGAGCGUGCUGAGCCUGGGAUCCGCUCAGUUCCAGAACGGACGUCUGGAGCCGCCAAAUCCGCAGCUCUGUGCCCAGCGCGUCAUUCACGAGAGGACUCCCGACGGCAAGGGCUACUUCUUCUCGUGGCGUGACCCUCAGCUGAAGGGCGUGGAGGAGGAUUGGCUGACCGCCAGGAACUACUGCCGCAGGCGCUGCAUGGACUCCGUUUCUCUGGAGACCAGCUUGGAGAACGAGUGGAUCAAGCAGAAUGUGGUGCGCGAGAAUGUGAAAUACAUCUGGACUAGCGGCCGCUUGUGCGACUUCAAGGGCUGUGACCGCCCCGAUCUGCAGCCCACGAACAUCAACGGAUGGUUCUGGACCGCCACCCUGCAGAAACUGGCCCCGACCACUGAGAGGAACCAGGGCGAUUGGUCGCCCACCGGCGGAAUUGGCCUGCCCCAGCCGGACAACCGCGAGUUCAAGCAGAAUGGAGCGCCGGAAAACUGCCUGGCCCUGCUGAACCAGUUCUACAACGAUGGCGUGAACUGGCACGAUGUGGCCUGCCACCACAAGAAGAGCUUCGUCUGCGAGGAGAACGAUGCCCUGCUGAAGUAUGUGCGCUACACGAACCCCAAUCUGCGCAUCUAAGAGGACUAGGAUCCGGAUCCGAAUGCGGGCUGGCGGUAGAACCAGCGACUCUCCAAGUAAAACCAAAAAUGAUAUUCCCCAAAUCGGCAGUGGGAUACAUACAUAUCUACUCUCCGAUUGUCUUUGAAUGCAAAGUUUUCUGGCCAA